AUGCCCUGGUCCUUCGUCCUCCCACAGGCAAUCUUUGCCUCGCCGCUCCUCGCAACCCUAACGCCCAUCGCAACGGGCUCGACAGUGGGCUAUCUCGUGAACCGUGCGCCACGGCACAAAACCAAAAUACCACACCCUGCGCCAACCCCCGGGCAGCCCACCCCCCUGGCUCUUCCCGCCCGUCUGGACGCUCCUCUACGGCCUAACGGGGUACGCGUCAUACCACUUCACAACGCACACGCUCGAGCCGGAAACAACCGUCCUGCAGAGCCUGUACACCGCGCAGCUGGUCCUCAACCACCUCUGGAUGCCGCUGUUUUUCGGGGCGCGCAAGCCGGUUCUCGCGGCGGUGGAUAUGGUGCUUCUUGGUGGGACGGUGGGCGCGAUGAUGCGGGAGCUUUUCGUGGCUGA
Aspergillus mulundensis is the source of this 411-nucleotide messenger RNA. RefSeq lists its product as uncharacterized. Bases 1 to 411 code for a protein of 136 amino acids. NCBI's taxonomy places the organism in Eukaryota, Fungi, Ascomycota, Eurotiomycetes, Eurotiales, Aspergillaceae. The transcript is spliced from 2 exons. The record is from RefSeq and is a predicted model, not a curated record.